UCGGGCCGAAGAACGGAAGAUCCCGCCCGGCCGCGACCAUGCUUUCCAUGCCAAACGCCGCCGUUGCCACGGUAGCGAUGACGACGAUGGUGGCGUUGCUGUCGGGGGGCACGGCCGGCGCGGGGGCAGACGGACGAUCCGGCCGGUCCUGGAUGGCGAAGACCCAGACGGUGUCCCUCGAACUCAACCCCGACAUUUUGCGUCCCCCCGAAACCUUGCGGCCGCUGCAGAACCGCUCCAUCUCACCCUGGACCUACAACGUGUCGCAGGACGCGUGGGUGUUACCGCCGGUGUCGGAGGCCCGCUGCCUGCUGCGCGGCUGCCUGGACUCCAACGGCGCGGAGGACCUGAGGCUCAGGUCGCGGCCCAUCCUGCAUCAGGUUCUGCUGCUGCGCCGCCUCAAGUCGCCCGCCGGCGCCCCGCGCCAGAGCCGCCGCUACCGCUUGGAGCCCCGCCUCGUCGCCGUGGGCUGCACGUGCGUGAGGGAGCGGGAGCCCAGGCGGCCGCCGCCUUUCGGAUGA
Hippocampus zosterae (dwarf seahorse) is the source of this 521-nucleotide messenger RNA. RefSeq names its product interleukin-17F-like. The transcript is spliced from 3 exons. The coding region runs from base 39 to 521 and encodes 160 amino acids. The record is from RefSeq and is a predicted model, not a curated record. NCBI's taxonomy places the organism in Eukaryota, Metazoa, Chordata, Actinopteri, Syngnathiformes, Syngnathidae. Gene Ontology annotation, molecular function: cytokine activity. Gene Ontology annotation, cellular component: extracellular region.